CGGCAGGUGGCGUGUGGGCACUUCUGUCAGCGCGGUGCGCGGCGGUUUGCCAGAGUGCCGGCCGGGGGAAUGUCUGAACCAGCUCAGCAGCCUGCUCCUGGGGCCCCUGAAGGGGGUGCCCCUGCCGGGGGCCCCCCGGGGCCACCCCCCAAUCUGAGCAGUAACCGUCGGCUGCAGCAGACGCAGGCCCAGGUGGAGGAGGUGGUUGAUAUUAUGCGAGUGAAUGUCGACAAGGUACUGGAACGAGACCAGAAACUUUCAGAGCUUGAUGAUCGGGCAGAUGCACUUCAGGCUGGUGCCUCAGUAUUUGAAAGUAGUGCAGCAAAACUCAAAAGGAAGUACUGGUGGAAGAACUGUAAGAUGAUGAUCAUGAUGGGAGUGAUUUGUGCCAUUGUGGUGGUGGUGAUUGUAAUCUACUUUUUUACUUGAAUGUAGCCCCUUCAGUCUGCAACCUGCUAUCCCCUGUCACCUUGCCUGUCUCUUCUUGCCUCUGAAUCUUCCCUUCCCUUCCACCUAGCUUCUUCAUUGAUUACUUUAUUGGUUCUGAUUUGUCGUCUUUUUUAAGAUUAUGAAGUGCUCUACUGAUCAUGGGUUAGACUUCCCAACAGCUGCAGCUUAAGAGAGGGUCAUCUGAGCUGAGAGGAAUAGGAAGCAGAGGAGGAGUGGGUGGCUAUUAUCCUGCUCUUCUGCAGGGAAUUUGUGGCUUAUUUUGGGGCGUAAGCUUGUUCAGUUAGUGCCUGUGUGAACUCUAACAAAUAAAGAAUGCCUUAAUGUAGUGCCUUUGGGGAUGCAGGACUUCAUCAUGUGAGAUUCUUUUGCUCUGCAUAAAGAGUGGCAGCAUGAUGUAUGCUUUUAAUUGAUGAAAUAAAGGUUAGUUUAUGCUGGUCAGUGACUAUGAUCCAUCUGACUGAGCUAGACGGCCAUCUAGAUUUCUCUAGUCAUGCAGGGAUGAGCACUCAAGGAAGUGAUUUAUUCUGCCUGUUAUAAUAAAUUUACUUGCUCUUUGAAUGUGGACAUUUCAGUUGUAAUAAAAAGGAGUCAAUGUGAUUAUCUCAGUGAAGUGCAACAGAUUUCGUGUUGAUUGAAAGGAGUUUUGUUGCUGUCUAAAGGGUCUGUGUGGGCAUAAAAUCUACUGCCAGAAGGAAUAAAUUACCAACAGCAAGGAUCGUGGUGGUGUAUGCACAUCAAAUAUUCCUUUCAUCUAUGCAGACACAAGCCAGGACCUUACAGCUUUCUACUGUCUUGCAUCUUUCUGGAAGUUGUUGGAGUUAGUAGCAGAAAAGAGAAUGAGUUGUGCUUUCCAGUGUUACCAUGCUGAAUGGCAAAGGAAGUCCACUACGUAGUAGAUGAAGGUGAAGGAAACUGGAUGUACUCCACAUUAGACUGAGUCACACAGGUUUUUAAGAAUACCUGUUCUGCUUCUCUGACCACAAAAGCCCUAACUUUUAGAAAGAGUUAGAAAGUAUUUGAAGUGAUUACUUAGGAAUUCAAAGGGAAAUGCUGCUCUGGCAUGAUAUUGCAAAGUGACAUUAGUUGCCCCAAUUUGGCAGUAUAGAUCUCUAGACAAAACUGAAAUCUUCCUACUUGCAAUGGGUUCUCUUGAGCUUAGAUUUGGAGUGGUCUCUGCUGUAAAUAAACUUAGUGUGGAAUGCCAUGGUUUUCUGUAAGCAAUCUCCCAUGCUUUCAGAAAGUGCAGGAGCUGUGAAUUGCUCAAAUAUGUUGUCAAACCAGAGGUUAAAGGAGCUGUCCUGUUCCACAGUUUCUGCAGUUUUCUGAGGAGUGUAUUUUUUUUUACAAGCUGAGCUGUAGCCCAUAAUCUGGACUGUAAAGAGAACAGCUCUUUAGUCGAGGAAGCUCUACCUCAGGCACAGAGUUCUGUCUAGGCUUAGGAGGAUGUAGGGGAAAACAUCACUGGCAUUCCCAGGUGGAAGUACAAAAGAUGGGAGGGGCAGAUGCAUUUUGUUGCACUGAGUAUGCUGGAGAAGCCCCUUUCCUCCUCACAGGUUGUCUGGGGAGGGGCUAGGUUUUGCAUGCUCACUUCCAUGCCUCAGCAUUUCAUUUGCGCUGAGUUCAUCUCCCUGCAAUUCCAUCCCUCUCCACCUUGGGUGAGGGCAGAGUUGAAGAUCUGCAGUGAAGCAGCCCUCGUCCCCUGAGCACUUCCCUAAUUCUCUGUGGAACUGAGAUGUGAUGGACGGUCAGAAGUGCAUCUGCUGAAGAGGAGCCAGGGUCUGCUUUGUACUACUUACGGCUAACAUUCUAGGGGGUGGGCGUACAAGCUUGAGGCCCCCAGACCAGCAAUUCUCUUGAACUUCUCAAAACAAAGUCGUUGGUGCCCCAUUCCUCCUAUUCCUCUGGGGGCUAAGGUCCCCUUAGGCUGUCUCUUCCAUUUCUUUCUCUUGGAUGUUGUAUGUUGCUGUCUCUUCUGCUACCUUUCCCCUCCUUUGUGUCUCUAUGCAUGGGCAAAAAAUUUACCAAGGCCCUCUGAGUAAGAGCAAGGGACUGUGCUGUAUGCAGCAUUACAGCCAAUUACGCACGUGCAAUUUAUUUCCUUCCUCUAUAAACACAACUGUAAUCUCUGGCAUGUUGUAGUAAUCAACUCAUGUACUUUAAACAGUCUCAAAGAAACACAGUUCAUCACCUUACUGAGUCUGUCUGGUCUGUUAGUGGGUGGGGAAGGGCUGGGAUCACAGACUGCUUUUAACACAUUUUUGAACACGUUUUUUUUUUGUUGUCACUUCAUUACCAUAUACAUAAGGAAAGUUCUAUCCUCAAAGCAAGCAGCAGUCUCCUGUUGCCAUGGUGCUGGCUGUCACUGGUACUGGAACUGUGUGUGUGGCUGACUCAGUGGUAAGUCUGUAACAAGACAUGCAGACUAGAGGUUCCUCAAGCCUAGUCUACUUCCAGCCACCAUGUCCAACUUUGGUGUAAUGCACAGGGAGGUGAUUCCCCAAACGGAUGUGUUGCUGGUAGCUCUAACUUCUCAGGCUGUGUUGCCUUCGGGUUUCAACGGCCUACUUGCAGGUCCUUAAAUUUGGACAGUAAUUUUUCACUGGGGUUGGGAUGGCUUUUGGGCUGUACUCAGAAUCUGAAUGAAGAUCUCCCAAAGCAGGAUGAUACUCACAGCAUAGAUUGGAGCAUGGCUGGAAUUAAGGUAAGUACCCCCUUGUUUUGCUUCACUUGUACACUUGAAACUCAUUAAGAAGAAAUGGGCAGAACUUGGUUUAAACUUGUGCAUUUAUCUGCACUUGCUAUUACAAUUUUGAAGUUGUAAACAAUCCUCCCUGCAGCUUGUGGAUCAAAACAUUCUGAUUGCAUCUUUGUCCAGGCUCAACUUCAUUGCAGACCUAUCAGAACAAUGUGUGUCUGUUAGUGAAAUUGAAGCAGUGCUGCUUAAAGAAUGAAAGCACUGUUGAAGAGUAGGGAUUCUGUACUGGCCUGUGAGUUAAAGUAGCGCAUAUGUCAGUACAAAUCAGGCCUGCACAACCAAGCAAUUAGUUCUGUCCCAUUUUUGCUGUGGGCAGGAAGGAUUUUAUUCUCAGAACACGUGAAGUCUCCAUUCCAUCGAUGGCAUCAUCUCAGAGUCUCUAGCCAAACCUGCAGACUUGUGCUCGCUCUCCAAAACUGGUCAGCUGUCCUUUCUUCAAACUUCCCUUUGCCCAAACACAAAAACUUAUGUUGAAAAUUUCCCAGCAACUCUUUCCUGCCCCAGAUAUUGCUGUCUUCCUUCUCUUUACCUCUGCCUUUCCUGUCACACAUGUUCAUAGUUUCCUGGCUUAUGUCAUCACUUCAGCUAAUCUCUUCGUUCAAGUCUCUUUGGGUGCUCUGAAUGCUCCUGUAACUUUUUUGCACCUGUGUAUGGGACUCCUCUUAUUUUGUUGUCCCUUGGUAUUGUCUUACAUCAUCUCCACACCCUCACAUUCUCAAACCCUGUUUGCUAGAUGGUUGAACUGAUCAUCCCCUCCUUCUCAUAUUACUUUCAAUUUCCCUGGUCCUACUACACUCUCUUCUUUUCAGGUUCUUUCAUUUGACCGGAGCCACCAAAAUAAUUAGUGUCCUUAAAUUUUCUUAGAGUGUAUUCCUUUUCUUACAUACCAUGACAUCCAAAUGCUUUUAACUGUAUCAGCUUGCAAAUUUUUGCUACUACCACAGUUCCCCAGACAUUUGGGCCCUUUAUACCCUGUCUCAGCUGGUUCUUCCACAUCCCAAGAGCUCAAAUCCUUCUUCCUUAUGUUUCAGCAGCAUUCUUACUUCAUGCUCCGACUUGUUCACAAGAUAAUUUCCUCUUCCGUACCUUCCCUUCCCCUUUAGGCAUUUUUCCCUAUGUCUGAUUUUCCUAGGAUGAUGUGUUCCCAGUCCAAAAAGAUCAAUUCCCUUUCUUCAGUGUCCUAUGACCAGCAGUUUUCCUUGUGUGUUUUCCAUGUCUUCUAAGUAACUGCACUGUAAUGUUAAUGUAACUAAUCACUUUAUCCUUUGUACAAAUUCAUAACUGAAAGUUGAAGGCUUUCCCCUCGUUAUUCAACAAAUAUCUCUGAAUGCACGUGUUCUUCCCUUUUCUCCAGUGUUUCAUGCGCUCAGUGGAACACUCAAUUUUCUGCACUCAUUCCAGCACUGCUGAACUCACCUCUCAUCAGCCAGACCAAAUUCACUGUGCAUCUGUUGAGCUGAUAAUUUAUGGCAUUGUCUGUUUACAGCAAGCAUAGGGAAUUUCUUGUGAGGAUCGCCUGAUCUCUCACACAAUGGCAGUUUUUGCACUAAUCCUUUGGGCAGGUACAGCUAAUCCAGCUGCCGACCUGUAUAGCAACUUCAUGUUUGUACAGGCCUUUAGUUCUGGAUUUAUAGCCAUUACUUUGAGUUCAUCAGUCAAAGCUCAUGUUUUAAAUUUCACCACUUCUGCAGAAGAGAUAAUAUGGUGCAAGCUUCCUCUAGGGAAUUAUCACUUUCUUCUGUAUCUGAAGAGACCUUAAAUAUCUUUCAAGUAUCUACUGCCUCUAAUUGAUCUUUGUUUAAUUACUAAAUUAUGUGUGAUGCAUUGGGUUGCAUCAAUGCUAUGGUUGUCACAAGGUGCUGUAUCAUGUGAGGACUCAUGCUUUAGUUUUCUGAUUUUCUAAGAUCAGACUUGGUGUAUGAAUCAUACGUUUCUGGUAUAGAGACUGCUUUAUGUGUUGCGCUUGUUACUUCCAAUCUUUCUUUUCUUGAUUUGGUGGUGACUCUGUAAAACAACUGGCAGUGCCCAGUGUCACACUUCUGCUCAUUCAUGUACCAGUGACUUCCUGAAGCAAACAUCAGUAAUACUGAGUUUAUGACCAGGAACUGGGCUGUGGGUGCAGCAUUCUAACCUCUUUUUGCUUUUGAUCAUUCAAGACUGCUUUAAUUGUCAGUAAAGUUUUUUUUGUUUGUUUGUUUCAGUCAGUAGUUCUAGCUCUUAACUUUGCUUCUUAUCAGCAUGUUUUCACAGAAAACAAAAGUUCCUAUAUUGAGUCAACUUUUAGGGUGGGUGUUUUAGUGUUUUUCUUUUAAACACUUGUAGAAGUCUCUUUUGUUUGUUUGUUUACAAUGAAGGCUUCUCGGUACCUGUGCCUCUAAGCUGCAGUGCUCUCUCUCCUGCCAUUCUGAGGAACAAGGAUGCCAAUGACAGUUAAUGCCCUUUCACCUCACCCUGCCAAUUCCUGCUUCUAUUCCCAGUAGCAAAACAGUAUUUCUUCACUUACACAGAAAGGACCAGCACAGCACUGAGACACAGUUUGAAAAACUAAGGUUUGAGUUUAGUGUUCAUGCCUGUGAGAAAUAAAAGCAGCUAGGAAGAGUGGAAAGUGCACUUAGGUAAUCAAGGCAAGAGUUGUGCAACAGGCACGUUUAACAUAUCAAAUGGGAGAAUUAGGUAACAAUACAUAGUUGUAAAGUUCUGCAGGUUUCCAAGUGUGGGGUAUCUACCUCAAAUUUUAAAAGUAUUCUAAGUUUUUCUUUGUUGAUUGACUAAUUUCUGAGUCCAAAAGAGGAGGCUGCUUGCAGUAUGAUUAUGUACAUGGAUCUGUCUAAACUAUAUAUUUGAAUUCUGGUAUCUGUGUCCAGUGAAGUGGAUUUUCCUGUCUGUUAAGGACAUCACCCUUGCUCUCUUUGACAUCAUGUAAAGUGCUGUGUAAACACCAUUGUCAACAGAUGCAGCAGACUUUUUUUUUAAAGAAAAAAAAAAAGGCAAGCUUUCUGCAAACAAUAAGGUGUAUGCUGAGAUCUCCAAAUUGUUCUUUAAACUGAGGAGAGGGUCCUCUUCUAGAGGUAACCAUCUAUUAUCUUUUUAUCAGGCCAGAGCUUUCCCUGAAAGCAACUUACAUCAAAGCCUGCAGCAGUUCUGUUUUAUAAUCCCUAGCAGAAUAAGAGGGCCCACUCUGGGCUGAGUUCAGUUCAUCCUGAACCCUCUGGCAAACAAACGUCUGAAUGUAUGUAUGUAUGGUGUAUCACAGGGAAGGAGACUGUUACACAGUGAAGCUCUAACAGUGUGCUAUGGGCUGCUUUUUGUCCUGGUCUAAGAACAGCUACAUGCUUCAGCAAUCUCCCUAGACUAUUGUGAAUCACAUGGACUGAGACUGCCAGCAGCCUCUCCUCUGGGAGAGGAGAGGAUGUGCAGGCUCAGUCUAGAGAUCAGAGCUGGCUGUUAAGAAGUAGGGAAGAACAACCAGUUUCCAGCCUCAGGGGAAGUUUAAGGCUCAGCCUACUGAGAGACUUACAUCUCUGCUGAGACUCUGUGUUGGUGCCUUGUCAUACUACAGAGAAGGUCAAUCACACCUGCCAAACCUCUUUAAUUAAUAACAGAUGAGAACUGUAGCGGCAUCUUUGUUGCAGAGGAAAAAAAUAAUGUAUGCACAUGUAAAGACUAUAAGGAAGCUGAGUUGACAUCUUCCCUUUGCAAACACUAGAUUGACUCUCAUCCCUGGUGAUUCCAAGAGCAAUAGUGUUUUACAAGACUGAAGGAUUCACAUAUAGUAAAAGCAAUUAACCGCAAUACAGUCUUUGCUAUGAUCGAGGCAGAGCAUCCCAAAAAGAAUGAAAGGUAGGUCCCACAGAGAAAGUAUGCAGCUUCUGGUCCAACUGCCAUCUAACUGAAUUAUGAAAUAAAUCUCUGCCUCACUCGUGUCCUGUCUCACCAUCCUUGCUUGGUCUGCGUGAUUCCAGGCUGUUGUAAGAUGGCAGUGUGGUCACUACAGCCUCAACAGUGAAGCGGUGUGGAGCACCAAGUCCUGAUGCCUCCUCUUGGAAGGCAGUGUUAUCAUGACUACUUGGAGGGGGCGCUGGGGAGGCGUGCCACCGCUUGGAGCGGAACCAGCGGAAGGCCAGGAUGAAAGUGAUGACAAUGAAAUCCAGAAUCAGCUCUGCAAGCUCCAUCACGGAUAGGACAGAGGAUCCAAACCAGAGACUCCACUGAUUCCCAAGCUGGGACAAGAGAGUCACUACCUGCAAGAGAAAGAAAUAGGGAGUGAUGAGAGCAUCAUCUGUUGGAGGCUUUUGCUUCUCUGUCUGUUCUCAUUGCUAGUACCAUCACGGCACUGGGGAGUUUUUCCCCAUCUUUCACAGAAGAGACUUGAGAGUCAGCAGUGCUGCUGGAAUGAACACCUGCCAUGCAGAUAGAUGUUGUGUAAUGGGUGGGUGUGGUAAAGUACAUACUGUGAAGGCUGGUGUCUCCCCAUUGGUCUUGUAGUUCCAUUCCUCAAAAAAGAUAUUCACUUUUGCAACCCCAUUCCUGUUAAUGAAAAAUGGGUAUGAGCAAUGCUAAAUCUGUAGUCCUUGCAUUUCUUCACUAAGCUUAGCCAUCUUUUCUGUCUCCUUCCUCUUCCUGUGCUCCUUACACAUAUACCACCUAGUAUCUUUUCUCCAUUUCCAGAGUUCCCUCAGUUUUUAUGAAAAUCUGAGGGACCAAUUGUGCACUUCUGAGACUGCACUGCGAACUCCAGCAUUUGUGUCAUAAGUUGGUAAGUACCAACUCCUGCAUUGCUCUCCCUUCCCACUCUUUCACUAGCCCUUACUGUGACUCUGAACCAUAUGGCAGGAGUCUUUGAGUUACUCUUUUCAGAUUAGCAGCUAACCCUGUAAGACUCUUCACUUGGAUUCCCAGUCUUUGUUGAAGUCACAGUUUCUCUCUGGUGACUCAAGUCCACUGCCCUUGCCUCAAGUCCAUGCACCAUCAUUGCUUUAAUCUGAACUCUGCCCAGUCCAUUCACCCUUUUUCCACCUGGACUACUUCUGGUUUUGAUAAAAUCUCUGUAAAUGGUCUCUCACCUCUUGGAUGUUAUAUUGUAUUUGUUCUGUUGUGAAAGCACGUAAAAAACCCAAUCCUGAAAUGAAAGUGCAAUAAAUUUUGUGACUGCA
Molecule: messenger RNA, 8358 nt
Organism: Lagopus leucura (white-tailed ptarmigan)
Lineage: Eukaryota; Metazoa; Chordata; Aves; Galliformes; Phasianidae
Gene: VAMP1
Product: vesicle associated membrane protein 1
Exons: 5
Coding region: 70-429 (119 amino acids)
Biological process (GO): SNARE complex assembly; vesicle-mediated transport; vesicle fusion
Cellular component (GO): SNARE complex; plasma membrane
Molecular function (GO): SNAP receptor activity; syntaxin binding
Source: RefSeq, a predicted model, not a curated record